Molecule: messenger RNA, 420 nt
Organism: Postia placenta MAD-698-R-SB12
Lineage: Eukaryota; Fungi; Basidiomycota; Agaricomycetes; Polyporales; Adustoporiaceae
Exons: 2
Source: RefSeq, a predicted model, not a curated record
CCGACGGGCCCGGCUGAUGUCGAGAAUCUGCUCGACCUCAGUGGCGCGCUUCUCAGCUGCUUGCCACGUGGUGAAGGUCUCGAGCUCGAUCUUUCAGUACACGCGGGAGGGGAUGCCGCUCAGGUCUCCAUACCCAGAGCGAUCUGCCGGACCCUUGAACAGUGCGGAGAACUCCGCCGCGGUGCGUUUUUCACGGACCGACUUGUCCGCGCAGAGCUUCGCCAGCUCUACUUGUGCUGCCGCCUCGUCGUCAAGAUUUCCGAAGCGGGCCCUGAAGGCGGCGGCAAAGGCCGCUUCGUUCGCGAAUGGGGUCAUGGCCCCUUGCACACCUAUCUGCACCGAUACGAGCUGGGCGAAAUAGGGAGUGGCCCAGGCACGGGCAUCGCCAUCGAGCAGGCUCAACGCGACCUGCACUUUUAG